Phoenix dactylifera (date palm) is the source of this 433-nucleotide messenger RNA. Lineage: Eukaryota; Viridiplantae; Streptophyta; Magnoliopsida; Arecales; Arecaceae. The record is from RefSeq and is a predicted model, not a curated record.
AAGAUGACAUGGGAUGUGUGGCAGCUUCGUGAGGAUGAGAAGAUAGUCGUCGGAUGCAACGAACUAGGACAACCCAUCAAGAAGGUUGGAAGCCUUUUGUCAAGUUUUUUAGGAUCGGUUGCGCGUAGGGGUCAGUUGUGUUCGCUCAACUAUCAUAAGUGGAAUGAUAUGCUUCCUUCUUAUAAAGUUGAGCUUCUUAAAGUUGUACAGAAAAAGUUUGUGCUUCCUCUAGAGAGCCAUGAUUGGGUGCUAAAGUCCCUCAACAACAAAUGGAAAGAAUAUAAGUCGAAGUUGAAAGCCGUCUGGAAGCGUGAGGGUAUGACAGAGGAGGAGGUUGCUUGUAUUUGUCCUCCUAAUGUAUACCAUCAUUAGUGAAGGGAGCUUGUUUACUAUUGGUUUUCCAAGAAAGGACAUGUUGUGUAUACUCUCUCAA